AUGACCGCAACUCCCGCACCAGUAACUUCAAACGAACACGAUUCUCAUUUGUUUCAUAAUACAAGGAAUAGGAUCGCGUCGUUGUCAAGUAAAAAUAAAGAGAUUCUUGACCAAAUAAGCCAGCUUCAUCAAUCUCAUUCUCAAGCUUUAUCAGUUAUUAAUAGUCAAUUGGACAUUCCACACAGUACAACUAGUACUGUACAAGACAUCGAUAAUCUUGUUAAUAAUUUAAAUUUAACUUCGAGACAAAGGCGUAACAGCAAUUUGCAACAACAAUCGGUCGCAUCUGUUCGACCUGAAUCAUCUAUACCUAAUAAAAAUGUUAUUAGUGUUAUAGAAGUUGAAAAAAAUAACGAAUUAGAAACGACUGGAUCAAUUGAUAACACUUUAUCGUUUACGGGACGUUCUUCAAAAAUUUCAAUCGCAAAUCGUAAUUCUAAAGAUUCACUUAGGAUGGAUAGUUUAUCCCCUAAUGCUAAUAAUGUAGGAGAGUUGGAUUGGAAAUAUCUUUUAGCUGAACAUAAUUCUGAUUCUGAAAAUGCUAAUGAAAUUUCCGGUAGUGUGGAUGAUAAAGAAUUUAAAAUUAAUGAUGAUUCAUCUAAUCGACGGAGAAGUUCUAAAUCUUAUCCUACUCUAACCAUAAACACUAAAUCCUCUAAACCUACUCGUCUGAUCACUCCGGAAUCUUCUGAUUCGGAAUUUGAUAUUUCGAAUGCCCACAUGCCUCUUGCCUCUUCAUUGGGUGGAGGUAUAAAUCCUUUACGUGUACCACGUCAUAGUUCUGCAGAACUUUAUAAGGGUAGUAUAAUAGAGAGACGUGGUAGACCUAUUAGUAUGACUUUUUCUUCAAUGGAUGAAGUUAUUGAAGAAGAAAGAGGUUCUUUAUCGGACAUUGCUGAGCAAGAAGCCGCUAAUGUAAGAGCAUCUGAUAAUAGUGUUCGAACACGAAAUAGACUGUUGGCUAAUAGGAAAAAGCGCGGACAAAAAUAUGCUGAUGAUUUUAAUGAGGGAACUGAUGUUUCAAGUGUUUCAAGUGUUUCAAGAACAAAUAAAAUAAAUAAUCGUCUACAAGCGGAUGAAUAUUCUGCAACUGAUAUUCAUGAUGAUAAUAGUAGUAUUAUGUCAAAUGAAUCUUUUGUUGAUGAACUUAAUGCAUUGCGAUCACGUAUUCAGAAAUUAGAAGCUGAACGUGUUAAUAUUGAUGAUGAUUCAACUUCAGAAAAACGAUCUAGGAAAAAGAAAAGUACUUCGGAUCAAGCUAUAUCACCAUCAGUAACAUCACCUGCAUUUACGACUUCGGAUCAGUCCACUAAUGAUGCAUCACCUCCUCCUUCCCACUCGAUGGCUAUGGUUGUAUCAACUGCUCUUUAUCUUAAUUCUAACUUACGUAAUGUUACUGCUCAAAUGGAAAGUGGCGGUCAACCUUCAGAAAAAUAUUUGAAGGUUUUGUUAAAAACUAGUGAUGAACAGAUUCGAAGUUUAACUGAAUGCUUAUUAGCUUUGGGUCCCCUUGCUCUUAAAAAAGCUCCUACUAAGAAAGAUUCAUGUAGUUCCCUUUUACAAACGCCUACCACAACACGCUCUAUUUCUCCAAUACAAAGAAUACCUUCUACUUCUUCAGAAAUGAACCAUCAUGAAAUACAUCAGGGUGUUGAUCAUUCCGUACGGAGAAUUUCUCCUACUCCACCAACAGAUCUAUCUUCACCUACUUAUUAUACUACUCAACGUACAUCUAGAUAUCGUAUAUCUAGACCCCCUUCACCGGGUUUGCCACCAGAAAAUUUGUAUGAUUCUCAAUUUACUCAAGCUCCCUCUUCACGUGCUGCUGACUAUCGAGAAAGACGCAACCGUCGUUAUUCUGGUAGUACGUACGGCGGUUCUUAUUCUGGUCCAUUCCCACCGCCUUCUUCAUCACCUCCUCCUCCCGUUCAAUCUUCACAUUAUGAUCAAUCUAAUGUACGAUCUUAUCUUGACCGAGAAAUUCCUCGUUUACAAAGAUAUAACAAUUCUGUUCCCCCUACUACUAACACUACAUCAUAUCAAAGAUCUUCAUCUCGUCCUACGUCUCUUGUACAAGAUUCAUCAUAUAAUGUUGGUCAUAUGCGUAGUGCUUCUAAUUCAUCAUUAUUUCGUUCUUCCUCUGGACGGUCAAUUACACAACGUGGUGAUGAGUUUGUCAAUAGUCCAGUUUCAACUUCACGACAACCACGUACUUACGAAUACACUCGUAGAUAUCAAUCAGAAAAUGGUCAAUCUCAAUUUGACAGGCGUCAAGCACCUGUUUCUGAAAUGGAUAGAAGAUAUGGAAGACGAGUUGGUGGAAAUUAUGAACCUGAUGAGGUCUUCGAUGGUCAAAAUGGUUACGGUGAUCAUAUUUCUGACAGAGACUAUGCAUUAAGAAGAGAAGAUUCAAAUAAUAGUACUGGUAGUAUUCAUAAGCAAAGAUCGGCUCCUCCGCCAGAAGAACAGAUUCAUAAUGAUAGUGUGGAAAGCAGGGAAGAAAGUCGUAAUGAAAGUCAAGAUGAAAUUCGCAAUGAUGGCGGUCAAGAAGGUCGUCAGGUUGAUAAUACAAAUAAUGACAAUGUUGUUGAAAAUGGUGGAUAUAUAUGA
Molecule: messenger RNA, 2610 nt
Organism: Dentiscutata erythropus
Lineage: Eukaryota; Fungi; Glomeromycota; Glomeromycetes; Diversisporales; Gigasporaceae
Source: the annotation of a GenBank genome assembly